AAGGUAAAGCGUCUGUUGACGUAGAUUAAAUUGAAGCAUGCAACAAAUAUUUAUUUUGUAGUUAGUUGUUCUAAAACGUUAUCCUUUGGCUCACAGUUAAGAUGUCUGAAUCAGAAAGUGACACCAGUGUUGAAAAGGUUCAGGAGAAAAGAGUUUUUGUUGGAGGAUUGUUCCCCGAGGUCACAGAUGAUGAAUUAAAGAGUCGAUUUGGAAGAUUUGGGACUGUUAAAGGUGUUGAGAUUAAAAUAAGGAAGGAUAGCAAUGGAAAUCCUAUAAAAACAUUUGCUUAUAUAGACCUGGAAACUAUUGAGAGAGACUUUAAAAAAUGUGUAAGUACGUACAACAAAACCAGAUGGAAAGGUUCUGAGUUGAAAAUACAGGUUGCUAAAGAAGACUUCAUGAAAAAGCUUAAAAAGGAAAGAGAGGAAGCAUUAAAAGAUUUGACAGUGAAAGAGAUUCCAGAUGCUCUUGUAUCAGGUAUACAGAGCAAACUAAUGGCCAUAUCUGAUAUAGCCACAGCUGCAAACUUUAACAUGCGAGGGGCAGUUCCUGGUACUGUAAUACCAGGGGAGGAG
Molecule: messenger RNA, 575 nt
Organism: Ruditapes philippinarum (Manila clam)
Lineage: Eukaryota; Metazoa; Mollusca; Bivalvia; Venerida; Veneridae
Product: nucleolar protein 8-like
Exons: 5
Molecular function (GO): RNA binding
Source: RefSeq, a predicted model, not a curated record